AUGGCCUCAAGCAAUUGCUCCUUACCUCCACCUCCUAUUUUUUCUGGUGAGAACUACCAAAUAUGGGCUGUCAAAAUGAAGACCUAUUUGAGUGCUUUUGAUUUGUGGGAAGUUGUGGAAAAUGAGAAGGAACCACCACAACUUCCUGCAAAUCCAAUAGUAACUCAAAUGAAAAAUUAUAGUGAAGAAAAGGCAAAGAGGUACAAGGCUAAAAGCUGUAUUGAGUCUUCAGUUUCUGAUGAUAUAUUCAUUAGAAUCAUGACUUGUGAAACUGCAAAACAAGCUUGGGAUGUGCUCAAGGAAAAGUUUCAAGGCAGUGACAAGAUAAGACAAAUGCAAGUGUUGAAUCUUAGAAGAGAGUUUGAAGUCUUAAAGAUGAAGGAGUCUGAAAAUUUAAAGGAGUACAAUGACAGACUCAUGAAGAUAGUAAACAAGAUUAGAUUACUUGGUAAGGAGCUAUCAGACAAAAGAAUUGUAGAGAAGAAUUGUUCAAUGCUUUAUAAGCUCAAGAGCAAAGAAGGGUUAUCAGACAAGAGGAUUCAACAGAAGGUGCUUUUACAGCCAAGGAGAAAGGCAAGAUGCAAACAGAAAGCAAAGGCAAAAAACAAGGAGAUCAAAGAAACAAAGGUUCUAGAAACAAUGAAAAGAAAAAAAAAUUCCCACAUUGCUCUCACUGCAAAAAGACCACUCACUUGGAGAAAUAUUGUUGGUACAGACCUAACAUAUAAUCUAGAAGAGCAAGUUUUUGUUGAAACUUGCUAUGGAACCAGAACCUCCUCCAAUGCAUGGCUCAUUGACAAUGGCUGCACACACUAUAUGGCAUCUGAUAUCAACAUAUUUAAAGAACUAAACAAGACCUGCACCUCUAAAGUCAGAAUAGCAAACUCCUCUGCAUAUGCUACUUCACAUGAUGAAUCUUCUUUAUGGCAUAAAAGGAUGGGACAUUUCAACUACAAUGCAUUAAAUUUCAUGCAUAAAAAUGAUCUUGUAUUAAACAUGCCUACUGUUGAAGUCAAUGUUAGAGUGUGUGAAGUCUGUCAGCUAGGAAAACAAAGUAAGUUACCAUUUGCAAUUAACAAAGCAUGGAGGGCAAUUGAAAAACUACAACUUGUUCAUAAUGAUCUUUGUGGUCCUAUGAAAAACUUCUCCUUGAAUGGCAGUAGAUAUUUCAUUGCUUUUAUAGAUGAUUUUACUAGAAUGUGUUGGAUUUAUUUCAUGAAACAAAAGUCUGAAGUUGCAAAUGUAUUUUGGAAGUUCAAGGCUUGGAUUGAGAAUCAAAGUGGCUGCAAAAUCAAGAUCAUAAGGUUAGACAAUGGUACUGAAUACACAUAUGACAGAUUUAAUGAGUUUUGUGAAGUUGCAGGAAUUGAACACCAACUGACAGCAACUUACACUCCACAACAAAAUGGAGUCAGUGAAAGGAAGAAUAGAACAAUCAUGGAGAUGGCAAGAUGA
Messenger RNA from Durio zibethinus, 1455 nucleotides. The record is from RefSeq and is a predicted model, not a curated record. NCBI's taxonomy places the organism in Eukaryota, Viridiplantae, Streptophyta, Magnoliopsida, Malvales, Malvaceae.